ACACUGUAAUCGGAGGGGGAGGCGUUUGGCUCGGUGAAGACGGGGAGCGAGCGAGCGGAGAGGAGUAUAAUCAUUGUAACGCCUUUGUGCGCCUCCGCAACCCCGGAUUCUCGUCACCGAGGGCGGCUGCAGUGGAGAGUGGCUUCACCAGUGUCACGAAUCCGGAUUUCCCCAGUCCUUUGCCGGCAGAGAGGGUGGGGAGGACCGGGGACAGGAGACAAGCCAAUGUAAGCUCAGCUGCUGUCCAGCGCUGUCAUUUUGACCUGGCAACUGUUUUCCUGCUGUCCCUGCAUCCCUCAGAUUGUCCCCUCCAUCCGGUCACAUUAGUGUUCAGAGAGAGCCCUGUCUGCACACCGCCAGUCAGUUUUCUCCUGUGUUGGUGUAUUCUGAUGGAUCAGUAUGUCUACCACUAAUAAUAUCGCCCAGGCCAGGAAACUGGUGGAACAGCUGAGGAUUGAGGCAGGAAUUGAACGUAUUAAGGUAUCUAAAGCAGCAGCAGACCUGAUGAGUUACUGUGAGCAGCACGCUCGUAGCGACCCUCUGCUGGUUGGGGUGCCCACCUCUGAAAACCCUUUCAAGGACAAGAAGCCUUGCAUCAUCCUAUAGCUUCUCUCCACUUUUUCUGCCUUUACACACACACACAAACACACACUCACAAAUACUCAUGCACAUAUAGCAUAAACAUUCACAUUUGCCAUCAAGACCAGUCCACAGACUUCCCCAGACACACAACUUUAAGCAGCACUAUUUGAUCUUUGGGGCUCCAUGCACACACAAACACACACACUCCUGAAGCAGCCUCUCUGGAACAGCGCCAUACCCCAGAGCCACAGCUAGGAGGCAGGUAUCUUGUGUUCACAGUGGCUGAGAUCACUAAUUUGCAGAUAUGGUCCUAGGUGCUUUGGUAAUAUUCACCUAUGCUGGUGAAUUAGCUACAGCUUAACUUUAAAAAGGGAUUGGAACAUUGAUAAUCAGUAGGAAACCUGUUUUUUUUCCUUCUUUCAUCAUGAAACAAGGUGUUGGGUAAAGAAUGGGUGACUGUAGCAUUGGCAGGCAGUGGAAGGAUGCAUAUAAGCAACAGACAUGAGUGGUAGGCCGAGGCCAAAUGUGCCAAACACGACCUGGUGUUGCAUUAAAAGCUCAGUAAAUGCUUCUUUUUUUGUGGGAAUUUAAAAAAGAAUAUUCAAAGAGCUUUGUUCUUUUCAGAACAACUGACUAAAGCCUUUGCCUUUCUCAGACUAGAGCAUGUUUCCACACCCAAACCUGUAUCAACAGACCUUCUCUGCCUGUGGCCUCACUGUGGCUGUCUGCAGCCUUUGGCCAAGCCUCCAGCUGUGCCAGCCUGUACAAAAAGUCAUUUCUAGUUGCCGAUCUGCUGUCACGGAUUCCACUGCAGUUCAUGAUGGCUGCCGUUGGUUCAAAUCGAUGUCUUAGCUGACCUCAGAUCUGCACCUAUGAGAGGAACACAGUGAACGGCUCUACACACAACUCAAGCUAUUAACCUUGGACGUUUACUGCAUUUUUCUUAAGAAAUACUUGUUUGUGAACUCAGUGUAUGUUUAGUUUUUUUUAAAACAUUACUUAACAUAUAAGAUGAUAGUGUAUGUUUUUUUUUUUAUUAUAUUUUCUUUGUCAUAGGUGUUACCCCUGGCUGAUCAGGUUUCUUUUCCUGCUUGUGUUAAUGAAAUAACAAGAGAUCUGGUUGUCAGUCAGAAGUGACACCUAACCAGAUGUUAAAGAAAGGUUUCUACUGUACAUCAAACCUCCCUGUGCUUUAUCCUGAGAGACGGCGAAGUCACAGACUGACCACAUCAGAGAUACAGAGCUGAAGGAGAUAAUUCAGACUUAAAGUUUGUUAUUGUCUCAGUUCAUAUUUGAUUCCUUUAGUUGUCAACUUCUGUAAAUUGAACACAACUAAAGAAGAAAGGUAAAAUUCACUGGACAAUGCAACAAUAGACAUUUAGAGAAGGGUUUGUGUCAUGUUUUGAAUGCAUAGUCACUCUGGCUAUAAAUCAUAUUACCAGGCUUCACCAGCCUUCGAAGUUUCCAGUCUCUAAUGUGAGUUCAGCCAGUAGGAGCUGGCAGCCCUCCUUCUGUGUCCUUCUCUUCUCCAACCCUCCUCUUCUCUGACAAACCAAACUUGAUUGUAAAAACUGAAAACGAAGAAGAAAAAAAUGGCAUUAAGAGAAACUAACUAAGUGUAUAAACUUUCUUUCACACAUGUGCAGAAGUGAUAAGUUGAAGAGUAGCUGUUUUGGGUUUAUUUUUCUGAGUUUUCUUCUUUAUAUGGAGUCCAUGGAACCUGGUCAGUUGAGUAUUAUUACCCUGUACAGUGUUUGUAAGAUACAAAAUCUAAACACAGAAAUUCCCUCUGUGGCUGUUGGGACUUUUUAGUACUAACUAUUCUGUUCUGUUAGUCAAAAUCAUGUCUGUCUUCUCAUUUUUGUUGUCAUCGAGGUUCUAAAGGCUUGUGAUAAUGGAGGUUGGUUUCAUAUAUAUAUAUAUAUAUAUAUAUAUAGUAUAGUGAUCUGCAGUGAUGAGGAAUAUAUAGCAUAACAGGUAACAGUAAGAAAAGCCCUGUUAGAUUUAGGAUUGUGACUUCUUAGGGAAUUAAUCAACAUCGGACCUCAUUCCAGUGGCGAAAACCAACCUCCUGAUCCGACCUUUGACACCAGCUCUACUUUAUUUUUUUUUUUUUUUAUAUUUUUUUGUAUUGAUUUUGGGCAAUGGGCAACUAAUAUAACACAUACAUUACAUAAAAUCUCUCUUGCAGGUGCUUUUCAAGCUUGAGGGAUGAUAGUAAAGGAUUACAUUCAACAGAGCUGUAAGGCCUAACACUGGGGCCUGAUUUUGAAAGAAAAUUGCUAAUAAAAGGGAGAUUUUUGCAAUCACAUUUACAUUUCAGCACCUGGCUAAAGCCUUGUCAAAAGUAGCAUAUAGUAAAAGAGCAGGGAGCAGUCGUUUGGGCAGCACAUGGAUUUGCUGGUAGACUGUCGCCCGGGAUGAUCCUGCCGUUUCUCUGUUCUGACAUUGAUGAGACCCAGCUGCUAGACUGACAUUUGGAGGUUUGGAGAUCUUUAGGUCAUGAGAGAUUCUUUUUGUCCACACUAUGUAAUUUGCCAGAACUGAUGUUACACAAAUCAGUGAUAAACAGACAGUAGGGAAAGAGGCAAGCUAUAUAGUUCUUAUUGUCAGAGAAAUCAGGAUUUUUCCAAAAUGCCUAAGAGCAGGAGCUGGAAAAGGGCCACAGAGAGCUGGAGUGUAUGAGUUUGUGUGCAUGUGUGUAUAUGCUGCUGUUUGGUUGCUGAAAAGGAUUAGAAGAAGUGAUAACAAAGGAAGAUGCAUAUGUGUGUUUGCAGGAGAACUGUGAUGAUGAAGACCAUACAGUGCAUCCAGAGCUGCAGUGCUCAUUUAUUUUGUCAGAGGCCUUUGAGUGCACUUCGUAGAAAAAAACAAAAAAGAAUCAUGUUGCAAGCUGAAAUUAUUCUUUUGAAAUAUGGGAAGCUAAUUUUAAUGUAAUGACAAUUACAACCUUGAAGAUAUUGACAAAACGGAUAGAUUUCUUAUUUAAAGGAUCUCCUCUACUACUUUUUUUUAAAACUCUGUGCUUGUCUUGGCUAAAUUUAUUAGCAACAGGUUAUUUUUACUGGUCAUUGACGCCGAUUGAACCUGAAGGAAUAGCUUGACACCCAAAUAAAUGUGCAUUUUUGCUCCUAGCAAGAGUGAGAUGAGACAUUCAAACAAAUCUAUACUGUAGCCUGUUUGUUCACGAUGAAGCUAAAUCAAACAGUUAACCUUACUAAGUUUAAAGAGCGAUAACAGGAGAACAAAGCUAGCUCAUGAUUUAGCAGUAUUUAUCUUUUUGUUGUUUUUUCAGUUCCAUGAAGCAGCAAAAGUUAAAGGAGCUGGAAGAUUUUGUAUUUGCGAGGUGAGUUGCAGAUUGAGCUGUUUUCUCUUUGUUUGUGGUCUUAAUGCUAGUUUGGCUGAGUCGGCUGCUCUCACUGGUUUUAGAUUUAGUAACUGUAAGAAGCAAGAAUAAAUGAGUCUUGUCAUCUACAUGCUAGUUUAGACAAGAAAGCCAGUGUCUUUAUCAAAAUAUCAAAGUAUUACAUUCAACUCCUUCAUCUCUUAAACAAUGGUUAUAUCUGAUUUAGGGUCAAAUGAAUGCUGAUUUUCUUUAAAAUGCAACUAGUUAUUAUGCCAAUAUAAAAAGGAUAUAAGUUUCCAAAUCCCAAGCAGAAUACUCAUCAAGUAUGAGGAAUAUGUGACUUGAUGCUAUUUUUUAAGGUAAAGGAAAUGUAAUUCCUUACUGCUGCACAGGUUUGGAUAAACUUUCAGCAAGCAUGCACGUCAUAUCAGUACACUCACACAAACUAGUGUUGUCCUACAAAAAAACAAAAAAAAAAAAAAACAAACAAAAAAACAUCUGAUAUGCUUUUUUUUAUCAUUGUUUUCAUUUUCUCAAUCAUUCCAUCCCUGCUGGGGCUACAAUCAAAGACAGACGGCCUGAAUUGCUGCGUUGGCCGACAGUAUGUCUGAUAAUUGGUUGUUAGUUUGCCUUAUAGUGGCGUAUCUUGUGUUACAAUGCUGGUCUUGGAGUUAUCAGAUCAUCAGAAUGAACUGUCUUUAACAUGGAACACAUGACUCAACCUGGAAACUGUUGUUGUGACUCCGGGUGAGCCUGAAGAAAUUCCUUUCUGCCUGGUGAGGAGAGUUGAAGCUCCCCACCAGUAGACUUUCAUAUCAAACAUUACUCAUUUGGCUCCGAGCCCUUCGUGAGACUCAUCUUUUGUGUUCUGAUCUCCUGUGUAUGCAUACAGUUUAUGUAUCUUUUUGCCUUGAUUGAUUAUGAAGAAAAUUUAUCUAUUUUUUGUAACUGUUCUCUGAUGUGCCAUAACUCAUGUUUUCUUGCACACUGUUAAUAUUUUGUGGAUAUUGCUGUUAAAAAAGAUGAUAUUGAGAAGUAGAUAACAUUAAUAAAAAGAUGAUAUGAUAACACAAA
Molecule: messenger RNA, 5002 nt
Organism: Melanotaenia boesemani (Boeseman's rainbowfish)
Lineage: Eukaryota; Metazoa; Chordata; Actinopteri; Atheriniformes; Melanotaeniidae
Gene: gng7
Product: guanine nucleotide binding protein (G protein), gamma 7
Exons: 5
Coding region: 400-606 (68 amino acids)
Biological process (GO): G protein-coupled receptor signaling pathway
Cellular component (GO): heterotrimeric G-protein complex
Molecular function (GO): G-protein beta-subunit binding
Source: RefSeq, a predicted model, not a curated record